AGCACGGUGUAUAACUUGGAUUUGGCACGUCGACCUCCUGGGGGCGUUUUCAUGAGCAUCAUAAUCAUCAUCAUCAACAACAACACUGCUGCUGCUUCCGGUUCACCAUUUUGCGGAAGAGACUCCAGCAUCCCAGUUGCAUGGGAACAGUAGAGUUGUUUAUUUAUUUUGUUUCUUUUAAGUCGUGUAGAAGACUUUACAUCUGAUUCACGGCAAGCUGGUGUUUGAAUUUUAGUGUACUCUGUGAUUAGAGCCCCUCUCCAGCUGGAUUUCAGCAGUGUGGAAGUGUGAAAGUAUGAGUGGGUUGGAGGUGUUUCAUGAGAAGCAGAGGUUGGAGCUGUGUGCUAUUCACGCCCUGAACAACGUGCUGCAGGAGAGAGUGUUCACCAAAGAGGGGGCCGAUGACAUCUGCAAGCGCCUUGCUCCACAGUGUAUGGUGAACCCGCACCGCUCUGUGCUGGGUACAGGGAACUAUGACGUGAACGUGAUUAUGUCGGCCCUCCAGAGUCGUGGAUUGGCCGCAGUGUGGUGGGACAAACGUAGGUCGGUUCAGGGCCUUUGUCUGGAGAAGGUGCAAGGUUUUAUUUUGAACGUCCCAUCCCGGGUGUCGCUGGGACUCGUGUCUCUCCCACUGAGACGCAGACACUGGAUAGCAGUUCGGCAGGUCAACGGCCAGUACUACAACCUGGACUCUAAGCUUAAGAGUCCUGUUUGGAUAGGAGGUGAAACAGAACUCAGGUCAUUUCUUAAAGAGCAGUUGUCUCAGGAUGUUGUCGAAAUGCUUCUUGUAGUCCAAAGAGAAGUGGAGGAUGAUGGAACAUGGCUUAUUUCAGAUGGCUGUGAGAACUGAAACCUCAGGAAGGACAGGAAGAUCACUCAGAUGGUUCAUCCAGGAUGCAAAAAGUUUUUUUUUUUUUUUAAUCUUUUAAACAGUAUGGUCCUGAGUGAAGCAGCACUACCAAAGAAGAAGAGAGCAAUCCCGGAUGGUCAAACCUACACACAGAGAAGUCUGAUCGAAUGCUUAAUAUAAGGGACGGCAUUGCUGUUGUAAUGGACGUGUUUUUUUUUUAUAAUCGAUGUUUGAGCCGGGAUAGCUGUAUGUAGUACAGACUGCUACAGCUGCAUCGCCUGCCUUUUUUCUUUCUCCACUCUUUUCAUUUCUCUCAGGACAAGUGUUUGAGUUUUAAAAAAUAAUGUUUUAGUGUUAUUUAUUCUGCAUCUAUGCACUGCACUGCUGAGGUUGAUGAAGGUGUGUAUCUAACUAUGCACAGAAAUACUACAACACAGUCUUUGUAAAUAUAAUUAAAGUUGCAAGUCGUUUCUGUUCAUCCACCUCUGCAUAUUUUGGGGAACAUUUUCUCCUGACUCUUAUUCAUUUGCUUAUGGUUUAUUUUUU
Messenger RNA from Clarias gariepinus (North African catfish), 1396 nucleotides. RefSeq names its product Josephin domain containing 2 (gene josd2). The coding region runs from base 296 to 850 and encodes 184 amino acids. Gene Ontology annotation, molecular function: cysteine-type deubiquitinase activity. The transcript has 5 exons. The record is from RefSeq and is a predicted model, not a curated record. Gene Ontology annotation, biological process: protein deubiquitination. Lineage: Eukaryota; Metazoa; Chordata; Actinopteri; Siluriformes; Clariidae.